Messenger RNA from Ornithodoros turicata, 866 nucleotides. RefSeq lists its product as uncharacterized. NCBI's taxonomy places the organism in Eukaryota, Metazoa, Arthropoda, Arachnida, Ixodida, Argasidae. Gene Ontology annotation, cellular component: ribosome; mitochondrial small ribosomal subunit. Gene Ontology annotation, molecular function: structural constituent of ribosome. Bases 136 to 756 code for a protein of 206 amino acids. The transcript has 6 exons. Gene Ontology annotation, biological process: mitochondrial translation. The record is from RefSeq and is a predicted model, not a curated record.
AUGGGCACAACUAGCCAAUCAUUUAACAGCGUCCUUUUAUGAUGUCACGUGCACGCAAUCAUCGAAUCCAAUCCAAGCAUAAAAGUUAUCCACCGCGGGCAAAACUGGCGAAGCUGAACUCGAGUGGGGGUGGUAAUGGCUUUUACUGAACAUCAAAAUACUGAAAGAUUUUCCCUUUUACUGUUGGAGCCUGGGGAAAUUUAUUUCAAGGAUUACAGUGUAUACCUGUAUCCUGACGAGGUUCCGGAGGCCGAAGCUUUAAAACGUCGGCAGAAAGGAAGACUUAAAAUAUGUUCCAAGUCCCUGCUUUUUGUUCCAGAAGAGAUUAAUCGACCUAUCUUAAAGACAAACAUGGCUUCAGCAACAUCGCCGGCACUAUUUCUUGGAAAAUGCAUAACUUCCACUAUGAGGAAGACUGUAUGUGUUAGUGUUCCUAGAUUUGUGUUGGACAAACACCUGCUGGCGCAUUACAAAGAAAGAACAGAAUAUGAUGUUUUGGACAGAAAUGAAGAGUGCCAACCUGGUGACUGGGUCUUAAUAAAGGAACUGCCAGAACGUAUUAGCCUAAGGGUUGCACACAAAGUUGAACGCAUCGUGUUCAAAAGUGGCAACAUCAUUGACCCAUUAACGGGAGAAAAGUGCAUCUUCACUGAGUUUGUCAAGGAUGUUGACCAGGAAAGUGAAAUAUUUGGCAUAUCACCACCUUACAAGUCUGUAGAGUUACCCGAAGAAGUACCAAAGCUGACUGAAAAGUAGUCUUCCACGUUUUUAUUUUUUUUUGUGUGUGUAUAUAUGUGUGUGUUUAGGAAACUUAUGUUUAGUAUCACAGAGGAAUACCAUGUAAUAAAAUUAAUGAUUAGCUAAGA